CUACAAUGGGCCGUUAAAAAUUAGCCUUAUGGCCCAUAAGUGAGCCCACCUCUAUAGACAUUGCCAAAAAUGCGUGACGUUUAAUCUUAUACAAACGGCGUGUAGUGCGGACCACAAUCGUCAACGUGGCAAAUCUUAACACGCGUGCACACGUGACACCGCAUCGUGUUUAUUAGGGUUUGUGAACAGUUGUCCGUUACUUGUUCCACAGAGGAAAUUAGAAUUGUUCCUUUUUUCUUUUUUUUUUCUCCGAUUAGUCUAAUUCUCGUCUCGCGUUUAUUAGGGUUUGGAUAAAGAAUGUUAGAUCAAUUCGUGAUUUCUCUGUUUUCUUCUGAAUUUGGAAGCAGCAAGUUUUGAAAAUUUGAGUUUUAAGAAGAGGAAUCUUUGGCUAUGGAGGUGAAUUCGAUGGGACAAAAUUGUCGGUGUCUUGAGUUAGAAGAAAGGGUUUUAAAAGGUGAAGAAAAGUACAUUGAGUUAGAAACAGAGUUGCAGAAACGAAACAAAGAGUUUGAGUCACUUGAAUUGAGGGUUAAAGAAUUGGAAUCGGAGAAGUUAGUAGUUGAAGAAGAGUUGAAGAAUCUUAAAGAAUCUGAGGAAGGUUCAUUGAUUGAUCAGAUUAUGGUGAACGCAGCGUUGGAGUUUGAGAAACAGGUGGCUGAGAAAGAACUUGAGGAUUGGAGAAUAAAGUUUGAGAAACUUGUGGAGACGGUUCGAAAGUUAGAUGAAAUUGGUGGGUUUAGAUAUGGAGAAUUGGAAUUGGAUGAGAAUGUGAAGUUAGGGUUGGAGUUAGCUAGGAUCAAGAAAACUGAAUCUUGUAAAGUGUAUAAUGAUGAUGCUCUGACUAGGGAAGGUUUAGGUUAUCAUCAAAGUUCAGGCUCACCUUGUAUGACCACACCGGUUAAAGACUAUAUCUUGGAGAGAGACAGAGACAGAGACAACAUGUCUUCUCGGAGACGAGUGAAUAAGAUGUUGUCGUUUAAAGAUGAUGGUCACGAAUUGACUGGUUUAGUUGAUUUAUGUGAUGGUGAAACAGAGGAGAGAAGUGAGAAGGAAUCUGCUGAUGUUAUGGAUACUUUAGAGGAAAGAAGUGUUGGUGAGAAUUAUGAAGAUGAAGAUGUGGAACCUUGUGAUGUUAACACAAGUACUCCUCUUUCGAGGCGUAAGAGGAAGCGGGUUAUUGCCAGCGAUGAAGAUGAUGAUGAUGAAGACAAUAUACCGAUUUCAAUACUCAAGAAUUUGAAACCAACUAACCAAGAGAUGUCAGAUUUGGUUGAUACAUCAAAUAAAGGAGAGAGUGAGUCCAGGAGAUUGAGUGGAAAGCGUCGAGUGUCGUCAAGACUGAAUAAACAGAGAGUUUUGGAAGAGAUAUCUGCUACAACAGAGAGACUUGUGGGAAUCCUGACAAGUGAUAAUGCGGCCGAUGAUGAGACAGAAGAAGAGUCAGAAAGCGAGAGUUUGGAUGGGUUUAUUGUUGAUGAUGAUAGUCAUGAGAGUGUCAGCAAAAAUUCUGAUGAAACCGGGGAAGAGGAAUCUGAUGGAGAACCUGGUUAUGCUGAAGUCAUGUCAAGAUUAAGGAGGGACAAGAAACCCGAGAACCGGAAAUGGGAAUAUGAGGCAGAUAUGCUGGCAGAUUUCGGUAAAGAUCCCGAGCUUUGUAUGAGAGCGGUUUGUGUUCUGUUCAGGUUUCAAACAGAAGAUGAAAAGGUGGGAAGAUCAAGUCAUGUCAGUAAUGGUCGCGGUUUCAGCAAGGUUGACGCUGAAAGGGGCACUAGCAUAGCCCUAUUUCUGACGGAUGGAGAUCCCGCUGGUGAUUUGAAGAAAUCGGUUGAGCAUUUGAAAAGUUUCAAGUUUGAAGACGUUAAGAAAUGCGAAAUAUUAGCAUGCAAAUACUCGAAACAACUCUUCGAGAUCUAUAACAACAGAGAAGAUCCAUUCUUUGCUAUUCCCCCAUCUCCAUGACUUGGAGGGUAAACGUCAUGAGGAACAUGUUCGUUAUAGUAUAAGUCAAUAGCUAGUUUAUGGUAAUGGUUUUUUUUUUGUUUUUUUUUUGGUAAACUUUAGUCUGGUUUGAGAUGAAAACCAGAGAUUAAUCUAAUGAAAUUAGAGACUGAAUUUACUUUUUGGGUGUAGAUGGAAGGAUGAUUUGGAUUAUGAUGAUGACUUAAACACAGUUUUGAAUAAUAUUAGUGAAAUGAUGAUCCCCAAGCUUA
Messenger RNA from Arabidopsis lyrata subsp. lyrata, 2210 nucleotides. RefSeq names its product protein IWS1 homolog A. The coding region runs from base 391 to 1959 and encodes 522 amino acids. Lineage: Eukaryota; Viridiplantae; Streptophyta; Magnoliopsida; Brassicales; Brassicaceae. The transcript is spliced from 4 exons. The record is from RefSeq and is a predicted model, not a curated record.